GGACAUAGUCACGUGUCCAUUCACUAACUUCCCAUGUCCAACACCGAGGAGCAUACCCUUCUGCUUCUUCUUCUUCCUCCAUAUUCUUCCUUGUUAUUCCUUUGUAAUCCCAUUUCCAAUGGCUUUUGGACUCCGGACAAGGAGCUUUGGGUUUAGAGAAGGAGAGUCUGAGUUUGGGGCUGCACUUCAGUGGUGGAACCAGAUUCAUGACUCAGAUCAUUGGCAGAAAGAUAUUUACUAUGCCCUUUGUGCCGCUUAUGCCUUGGUUUCCUGUGUUGCCCUGGUACAACUGGUGCGCAUUCAAAUGAGGGUACCUGAAUAUGGGUGGACAACGCAGAAGGUUUUCCACUUGUUGAAUUUUGUUGUCAAUGGGUUGAGGGCUGUCCUUUUCGGUUUAUACAAAAGUGUUUUUGCAAUUAGACCGAAGGCACUCGAGCACGUGCUAAUGGAAGUUCCUGGUCUUCUGUUUUUUUCUACUUAUACAUUGUUAGUCUUGUUCUGGGCCGAGAUAUAUCACCAGGCAAGAAGCGAACCGGCACACAAACUUAGGCCUGCUUAUUUUAUCAUCAAUGGAAUUAUUUACUUCGUACAGGUCUGCCUCUGGAUUAACAUGAGUGUUAGCAAAACUGUCACUGGCAUGGAAGCUGCUAAACUCUUCCUUGCAGUUUUAUCAUUCUGUGCUGCUCUUGGAUUUUUGUUGUAUGGUGGAAGGUUGUUUUUCUUGUUGAGGCGCUUCCCCAUUGAAUCCAGAGGUCGUCAAAAGAAACUUUAUGAGGUUGGGUCGGUUACAACAAUUUGCUGCACUUGCUUCAUGAUAAGAUGUGCUUUGCUUGCGCUUUCUGCUUUUGAUGAGGAUGCAGAUCUUGAUGUCAUGAAUCAUCCCGUUCUUAACCUAGUGUACUAUUUGUUGGUAGAGAUUGUUCCAUCGGCGUUGGUGCUUUUCAUUCUGCGAAAGUUGCCCCCAAGACGAGUUUCUGAUCAGUAUCACCCCAUCAGAUGAGUUGUGCAUUCAAAAUCCUCUCAGAAGCCCAACAAUCGGUUCCUCUUUAAUAGAUCUUUUUCAUCUGU
Molecule: messenger RNA, 1068 nt
Organism: Abrus precatorius (Indian licorice)
Lineage: Eukaryota; Viridiplantae; Streptophyta; Magnoliopsida; Fabales; Fabaceae
Product: tobamovirus multiplication protein 1-like
Exons: 11
Coding region: 119-1000 (293 amino acids)
Source: RefSeq, a predicted model, not a curated record